GCAUGAAAGUAGCUUUGACGAUCAAUAUCUGUACAAAUGAUGGUAUGGUUAAUGGAGCCCAAGGAACACUUCGUAAAAUAGUAUACGAUGUUACAUCAUCGAUUAUAAAGAACAUAAAUAACAAAGGAGAAAAAAUUAUCAUUUUUAACAAACCUCCCAAAUAUAUAAUAAUAGAAAUUCUCAGCCAAAAACCAAAUGCAUAUGAUAAAGGAACAAAUAUAACUCAAGAAUUUCAGAGGAAACAAUUACCUAUCACUUCAGCAUUUGUGAUAAUUGAAAUUAAAUGUCAAGGUGCUACAUUAAAAAAAGCAAUCGUUGAUCUAGAUAGUGGAAACAAAAGAGCGGGCAUUUAUAUAAUAUUAUCACGAUCUAAACUUAAUGUUACUAUAGAUUCUGACCUUAAAAAAGAACUUGAACGUUUUGAAAAACUCUUAAAAAUAACAGAACAAUUAGUUAUAUGGCCUAAUGCCACCUA
Molecule: messenger RNA, 475 nt
Organism: Scutellospora calospora
Lineage: Eukaryota; Fungi; Glomeromycota; Glomeromycetes; Diversisporales; Gigasporaceae
Source: the annotation of a GenBank genome assembly